Tribolium castaneum (red flour beetle) is the source of this 5811-nucleotide messenger RNA. RefSeq names its product sushi, von Willebrand factor type A, EGF and pentraxin domain-containing protein 1. The record is from RefSeq and is a predicted model, not a curated record. The transcript has 22 exons. Bases 134 to 5755 code for a protein of 1873 amino acids. Gene Ontology annotation, molecular function: calcium ion binding. Lineage: Eukaryota; Metazoa; Arthropoda; Insecta; Coleoptera; Tenebrionidae.
AAAUAAAAGACGCCGAUAAUGAGAAAAAACAAAGACAAACAUUGUAGCGCCAUGUGGCACGCAUAUGAUAACCACCAGUCAUAUCCCGAAGGAAGACUCCGGAUUAGAUUAGUUAGCAAGAGAGUUAGACACUAUGCAUUGCCAUUAUUUCGUCACUGUUGUUGUGUUAUUAACCUCGGCGAGUGCAAAUACCCAAAAGAUCACACUGGAAACUUUAAACAACUACAGUGAGUUUCUCAAUUUCGGAGUGAAAAAAAUCAAACUUCCAAAAAACUCCCUCGAAAACUCCAUCAUUAAGUCCAAAGUGGACGUCCUGGGGGACAUUUUUAAGAAAAACAUCGAAACUUUCAAAAACACACAAAAGCUAGAACUCAUUUUUCUCAUCGAUGGCUCGUCGAGCGUCGGCGAAACCAACUUCAGAAGCGAACUCAAAUUCGUCAAAAAACUGCUGAGCGACGUCACCGUGGACUACAACCACACAAGGGUCGCAAUUGCCACCUUCAGCUCCUCAGUCAGCAAAAAUAUCGACCAGAUAAGCGACCCGCGAAAAGAGAACAACAAAUGCUUCCUCUUGAGCAAACUCCUCAGCAAAAUCGAGUACACAGGUGGCGGUACCAACACUUUAAAAGCAUUCGAAGUGGCAAAAGAAAUUUUCACACAGAGUCGCAACGACUCGGAAAAAGUCCUUUUCCUGAUAACUGACGGCUUUUCAAACGGCGGUGACCCCAUCCCUUUAGCCGCCGAAUUGAAAAAAGACCAAGUCAAAAUUUUCACCAUAGGAAUAGCAAACGGGAAUUACAAAGAACUGUACGAGUUAGCCUCGACCCCGGGCGAAAUUUACAGUUACUUGUUGGACAGUUUCGAAGAGUUUGAAAGUUUGGCUCGACGUGCCUUGCAUGUAGAUUUGAAAAGUGGUGAGUAUAUCCCUUUAGGUAUAAACAGCCCUUGCGCCAAUUUGUGCGACGAUGGCGACUGUUGCGAUAAAAACGCCCUUUGCACGUGUGGUACCACCACAGGGCACUACUCCUGCAUGUGCAAGCUUGGGUACUACGGUACCGGGCUCAAAAAUUCGUGCUCACCAUGUCCUGUCGGGCAGUACUCAGAUGGGCUCAAUUUGUGUCGCCCUUGCCCUGAUAUGCACCACACGACCACUCCGCCAGCGUUCAGUGUCGAGAACUGCACCUGCAAGACUGGAUACGUACCGACUAAAGAUAAUCGGUGCAAAAUACUAAAGUGUCCCAAAAUGUCGACCCCCGAGCACGGCUAUUUCGUCAAAAAGCGGGACUGUGGCAACGUUUUGAACAGUGCGUGUGGCGUGAGAUGCGAAGUUGGGUACUCUCUAGUCGGAAGUAGUAUCAGAUUGUGUCAGAAAAACGCUACAUGGAGUGGCGAUAAACCAUCAUGUCAAGUGAAAACAUGCACGAAACUGCCACCUCCAGCUUAUGGGUCAAUGAUAUGCUCGCACAGCGAUCUCGGAGUGACUUACAACGAAACGGAGGAAAACCUCCCAGUGGACACAGUUUGCACGUUCACUUGCCAAGACGGCAAAACCCUGAUUGGUUCAAGCCAACGCACCUGCCUGCCAUUAGCCCGGUGGGACGGCCUUAAGACUUCAUGCAAACAAAUCAAGUGUCCCAAGCUACCACCGGUCAAAAACGGGCGCGUCGAGCCCAAAUCGUGCACCAUAGGCAAACAACCCUAUGGCAAAAAAUGCAAAAUUUCCUGUAACCCGGGCUUCGUCCUGGAAGGCCCACCGGAAAAAACCUGUACCAGCAACCACGGCCUAUGGGACUCGAAAUUCGAGAGUACCGUUUGCAAAGACAAGGAACCGCCGGAAAUAACGUGCCCGCAAAAUAUCACAGCGAGCACCCAACCGGGCAAAAAUUUCGCCACUGUCUCGUGGAACCACCCCCAAGUUAGCGAUAACGCCGAAUUGGAAGUUUCAGUGUGGAUGAAACCGAGCAUUAGGGAUGUUGGGAGUUACAAGUUUCAGAUUGGGGAGACCCAAGUGACUUAUUUCGCGCAGGAUGCGUUUCAUAAUCGGGCCAAAUGUAGCUUUUACGUCAUAAUUAAAGAUGAGGAACCACCGGUUAUUGAUAGCUGUGUGAGCCCACCGACGUACCUCACCAAUGAGAAAGGGGGGGCCAACAUCACGUGGGACGAACCAAAUAUUUUAGACAACUCACGGAAUGUCCAAAUCAAGCAUAGCCACGACUUCGGGUACUUCCCCCUUGGUACGACCACGGUAACCUACACCGCAACCGACGCGUCCGGGAAUCGCAACUUUUGCUCAAUUAAUAUAACGGUUGAAGAGGCUCAAUGUGAGGCUUUGUUGGACCCGAUUUAUGGCCACAGCGAGUGUUCAUCGCUCAAUGACGGUAUGCAAUGUGUCAUAACGUGUCAGGAGGGUUACGCAGUACCACUUUCACAACCGCACGAAACUCCAGAUGAUAAUUCCACACGUUUUAUGUGCAAUAAUUCAGAUUCGGUUUGGUACAGUCAGGAGGACUUGAUGUUCCCCGAAUGCUCGGUGACGGAAAUACCCAACGAAAUUGAACAAAACGGCACCGUUAGUGUUGAAUCAGACAUUGAUAAUUGCAACAACACCGAAAAAAUUAAUGAUCUCGAAAAUGAUAUCAAAAUAACACUCCAAGAAACAUCAUGCGAGGAAAACUGUACCGUGAACACUGACACGACCUGUGUUGACGAUCCGGAAGAAGAAAAAACAAACAUUAUUAAAAGAGAGACAACUGAUGAAGUGCCACAUCGAAGACGUGGCAAGAAAAAACGCAUCAACGUCAAAUUUCAAGUCAAAGGCAAAAAUGUGAAUCACACCCAAGAGACGCAAAACAUCAACUUAGGGUCACACAACAUUUCCAUCCAUUACAACAAGCCGAAAUUUUUCUGCCCUCCUGGUUUCGUUCCGCGGAAAGGCCGAUGCGUGCAAUGUCCCAAAGGAACGUUUCACAACACGACCCGAAACCGGUGCCAGAGCUGCCCUUUUGACACCUUCAGCGACAAAUUGGGCCAAAGCCUGUGUACCCCAUGUCCGAAAAAUCACUCGACUCGCAAGGUUCACUCCAAACAAAUCGGCGAUUGCAAAGAACAGUGUCCUCCGGGAACCCACGCUCGCAAGAAGAUCUUCCGGCAGUCGAGGCGAAAUCCGAGUGUGACAAUAGAGCGGGCGACUUUGCGGCCCUAUUGCCGCUCCUGUCACGUGGGCUUCUACCAAUCGGAGUUCGGGCAAUUGAGGUGCAUACCCUGCCCAAAAGGGCACACCACGCUGGCCCCCAAAGCCACCAGUUUCAGGCAAUGUGUGCCAACAGCCGCGGAAAUGUGUGCCAAAAACCCCAGCAUUUGUAACGCCGGCAAGUGCGUCCCCAGUAAUGAGUUUCAGUACACGUGUGAUUGUCCCGAGGGUUACAUAGGGUCUCAUUGCGAGCGCAAGACGCGAAUUUGUGACUCAAACCCGUGCUUUAACAACGGAAUUUGCCAAGAAGUUAAAUCAAACUUCGUGUGCUUGUGCCCUAAAGGCUUCACCGGUCAGUUGUGUGAGGAAAAUGAGGAGAAGUGUUUGCUGAUUUGUUUAAAUAACGGCACGUGCCACCGUGACGAACCCGAUGAUUAUUUUUGUUGGUGUCCCCCGGGAUAUGGGGGCGAAACGUGCGAAAUAAAAUUAAACUACUGCAGUACAAAUAUUUGCGAGAAUAAUUCGACCUGUGUUGACGAACUCAACGGCUUUAAGUGUCACUGCUCGGAGGGUUUUAUCGGGAAACGGUGCAAUAUUCUGCCUUGUGAUUACAAGCCGUGUCAAGGGAACGGCAUCUGUGUGAAUAUUAUGGAGGCAAAUGCCACCAAAAGUAGCUACAACUGUGUGUGUCCGGAGGGCUACACGGGUAAAUACUGCGCCCAAAAAAUUGACUAUUGCCAAGACAGCCCGUGUUUAAACGGGGGCACUUGCUCGAGCCAAACCUCUUCGUUCGAGUGCGCCUGUCCCCGAUUUUUCUACGGUAAAAAGUGCGAGUUUCAGCGCAAAUCCGACUACGUCUUACACUUUCAAAAAUUUUCCACGACCGAUUAUAUAAGACUGAACGGUUUCGAGCAAAACCUGACCCAAAUCUCGGCCUGUCUCUGGCUCCAAACUAAGGAUAACUUCAAUUACGGAACACUCCUUUCUUACGCAACGAAAAAUUACGAUAACGCGUUCACUCUAACGGACUACACCGGACUUGUGCUGUACGUAAACAACCAAUACGCCGUCACUGAUGUUUUGCUAAACGACGGCUUAUGGCACCACUUGUGUGUCACCUGGACCAGCCAUAAAGGCCUUUUCGGGCUCUAUGUUGACGGCAAAAUGAUCAAAAGUGGUCCCGGACUCGCCACCGGAUCCGAAAUCGCAGGCGGCGGGAACAUGGUCAUAGGCCAGGAACAGGACAUACUAGGGGGGCAUUUCAGCCAAUCAGAGACUUUUGUGGGCCGUAUGGCCUACUUUGACGUUUGGUCCAAACAAUUGACCGUCGACGAGAUUCAGUCACAUAUGACAGACUGCCACGAAGUGGCCUUUGGCGAUGUUUUUGGCUGGCCUGAGGCGCAAAACCACGUCGAAGGCAACGUCAAAAUCGAAAAUUCCACGUUUUGUGCCAAGUGCGAAGACCCUAAACCGGUCUAUAACGGCAUCAUCAACAUAGCCGAUAACGUAGCCUACUAUGACUGCUACGAAGGCUUCUACUUGAGUCAUGAGGCGUACAAAGAGGGGCGCAAGUGCACUAAAGCGGCCAAAUGGGAGGGAAUAUACGAACCCUACUGUAAAAGGGUAUACUGUGGUAACCCUGGCUACGUCCGGAACGCCUACUCGAUCGGCACCAAAUAUUAUUUCGGCGAAAGUGUAACCUAUCGGUGUUACGAUGGUUACAAUUUGAUGGGCAAUGGUACCAUCAAAUGUACGGAAAAUGGUACUUGGUACCCCGAUAAACCCACGUGUGUGGGCCUCCAAUGUACAGCAUUCAAAAAACCGGAAAAUAGCAAUUUGACCAUUUUUGCGGACCAUAGCUACGAGGAUUUCGUUGAAAAUGAAUCAACUUUUGAUGUUGGCACCCAGGUCGAGGUUAUUUGCGACCCCAAAAGCAAUAUUUCGGGCGAGAAUGUGAUCACGUGCCAGGAAAAUGGGACUUGGGACUUUGAGCCGCCCAAAUGUCUCAACAGUGUAACCCUGAGCUGUGAUGUCGCUAAAGUCCCCACGGCCCCUGAUAAUGGAUACGUGAUUCUCGAAACGUUGUACGAGGUCGGGAACGGCACUGGUGAUACAAUUUUCUACAAGUGCCGCACUGGUUAUAAGUUACUUGGGGAUAAUUCCACGUCCUGUAUUAUCGACGGGUACUGGACUGAACCCAACAUCACUUGCAGGCCGGUCGACUGUCCCACCCCAAAAUACCACAACAUGGUGGUAAAAACCGAACCCGAUCAAAACGGAAAGUACCAUUUCGGGAAUAUGGUAAAGUUUGACUGUAUCGAUGGGUACAAAAUUUUUGGCGAUGGUACGAUCCGAUGCCUGGCUAAUGGGCGAUGGAGUCGAAUGCGAGCCAAAUGUUCCAAAAAAUCCUGCCGCAAGCCUUCAGUCAAUGAGGCCACGAUCAUUGUUGGAAACUCUUAUCUUUUCGAAGAUCAAGUGACACUGAUUUGUCCCAACAAAGGUCAAUACGUCUUGACCUGUGACAGCACAGGCACGUGGAUAGGAGAUAAAGAUAAGACUUGCUAAACUUUAUCAAAAGAUUUAUUAAAUGUAGAGAUAUCGAAUAAAUGCUUUACGAGUUA